This is a messenger RNA of Leptonychotes weddellii (Weddell seal), 1749 nucleotides long. Lineage: Eukaryota; Metazoa; Chordata; Mammalia; Carnivora; Phocidae. The record is from RefSeq and is a predicted model, not a curated record.
AGCUCUGGAGCUCAGCCGUGACAAAGAUGAGAUCUCCCUGUUGGUGGAGCAGGAGUUCUUGAGCCUGACCAAAGAGCACCUCAUCUUAGUCACAGAGAGCUCGGGGGAGCUGGAGGCACCUGGCAUUUCCCCCGAGGGGCCCAGACAGCCGGCUCCCUGCUUCCUCGCCCCUCCUCCGGUGGCAAACAGCAGUGAGUACCCCGGAACCACCAUCAUGGCCGCCGACACACUUCUGGAGCCGAAGGUGGCCGUGUCCGUGAUCAGCAGCCGGCAGGACUGCGACUCUGUCAUGUCUACAGUCACGGGCAUUCUGCGUGCUGCCAAGGUCAAGAGUGUCAAGGGGACAGAGGAUGGAGGCCACAUCCUGGGUGCCUCCACCUCGGAAAUCAACAGACUCCUGGCCCAGUUCCCACUGAAGUCCACAGAGGCAACCAAGGUUCCUGACAACAAGAUGGUGCUGGAGGAGACGAGGGUCAUCAAGGACUUCCUGCAGAACAGCAUGUUCAGCGGCCUGGGACCCAGGGAACCCACGGGGUUGGGCCCCUUCCUCCUGCUGCCGCCCCCGCCUCCCGCACCCCCUGACAAGCUCCCUGAGCUCCCUGCUCAGAAGAGGCAGCUCCCGGUGUUUGCCAAGAUCUGCUGCAAGCCCGAGGCUGACUCCGCCAUGGAGGGGCACCUCUUAAUGGAAUGGAACUCUGGUGCCAAGGAGCUGACCAAGGGUCGAGAGAGCCUCUUUCUCAGUCAGUGGCCCCAGAGCCGGAAGGACACGUGUGGUGAGGAAGGGUGCAGUGACCCAGUGGGCUCCAUGUCCAUGGCCCUACCAGCCAAGAAGCCUGCGUGGCCAGCCGAGAAGAACCUGCUCUAUGAGUUUCUUGGGGCCGCCAAAAACCCAAGCGCGCAGCUAAAGCUUCGCAGCAAAGUGGAGGUGGACGGGCUGGAGCUGAAACUUAACCCACCUGUGACGGCGGCCGACAAGAGCCACCUCAAGUACACAGGGAAUGUUUUCACCCCACGCUUUGCUACAGCCUUGACCUCAGCCACCCUGAACCAGCCGCUCUGGCUCAACCUGAACUAUCCGCCUCCGCCCGUGUUCGCAAAUCACUCCACCUUCGCACAGUACCAGGGCCUGUACCCACAGCGCACAGCCAGGAUUACCUACCAGCAGCCCGUGCCCCCCCAGCUGGGCUGUUACUCCCGCCAGGUGACGCCGUACAAUCCACAGCAGAUGGGACAGCAGAUUUUCCACUCUUCCUACACGCCCCUGCUGAGCUACAUCCCCUUCGUCCAGCCCAACUAUCCGUACCCUCAGAGGACACCUCCAAAGCUGUCCACCAACCCCCGAGACCCUUCCCCCAUGGCAGGAGAUGCGUCACAGUACCUGGUCCCCCAGGCGUACGGGUUUGGCUCGACGGCUGGCGGGCCCGUGAUGAACAGCCCGUAUUUUUCCUCCAGUGGGAAUGGCAUAAAUUUUUAGAUGAUCUUUUCUCAUCCCUCCUCCUGCCUUAGCCCUUGGGUCAGGGCUAAGGGCUCUGGAACUCUGGAUUCUGUAAUAGCGUGGCCUGAGGUUUGGAAAGCCAAGGUUCCGACCAGGUCACAGGCAGAAAACAACAAGACCAGACUCAUCUAUUGACCAACUCUCUCACACACACAGCCCCUCUCACACACACCACACACUGUUCACUGCACACGCACCUCCCUCAUAUUCAUACUCACCUGCUCAACCACAUAUGCACCUGUAUUUAGCUGAUA